Messenger RNA from Abrus precatorius (Indian licorice), 2112 nucleotides. Its product is annotated as AP2-like ethylene-responsive transcription factor BBM1. The transcript is spliced from 9 exons. Gene Ontology annotation, biological process: regulation of DNA-templated transcription. Gene Ontology annotation, molecular function: DNA binding; DNA-binding transcription factor activity. NCBI's taxonomy places the organism in Eukaryota, Viridiplantae, Streptophyta, Magnoliopsida, Fabales, Fabaceae. The record is from RefSeq and is a predicted model, not a curated record. The coding region runs from base 1 to 2112 and encodes 703 amino acids.
AUGGGGUCUAUGAAUUUGUUGGGUUUCUCUCUCUCUCCUCAAGAACACCCUCCUAAUCAAGACCAUUCUCAAACGGCACCUUCUCGUUUUGGCUUCAACCCUGACGGAAUCUCAAGCACUGAUGUAGCUGGAGAAUGCUUUGAUCUCACUUCUGACUCAACUACUCAUUCACUCAACCUUCCUCCUUUUGGCAUAUACGAAGCAUUUCACAGGAACAAUAAUAUUCACACCACUCAAGAUUGGAAGGAGAACUACAACAGUCAAAACUUGCUUUUGGGAACUUCAUGCAGUAACCAAAAUAUGAACCAGAAUCAACAUCAACAUCAACAACAACAGCCAAAGCUUGAAAACUUCCUGGGUGGACACUCUUUUGGUGAUAAUCAUGAACACCAAGCAUACGGUGGUAACUCAGCCUCAACAGAUUACAUGUUUCCAAACUGUUCAUUACAGCUUCCAUCUCAGUCUGUAGUGGCUGGUGGCGGUGGUGGUAGUGCAAGCAAUGGUAACUCCAUAGGGUUGUCCAUGAUAAAAACAUGGCUGAGGAACCAGCCACCACACUCAGAAAGCAACAAUAACAACAACAAUGAAAGUGGUGGAAUUACUAGUAGAACUAGUGUGCAAACACUAUCACUUUCCAUGAGUACUGGUUCACAAUCAAGCUCAUCAUUGCCCCUUCUCACGGCUAGUGUGGAUGGAGAGAGUUCUUCAAAUAACAAGCAACCACUCACCACCGUUGCACUUGAUACCACCCAAACUGGACCUAUUGACACUGCACCCAGAAAGUCCAUUGACACGUUUGGACAGAGAACUUCAAUCUACCGUGGUGUAACAAGGCAUAGGUGGACUGGGAGGUAUGAAGCUCACUUGUGGGAUAAUAGUUGUAGAAGAGAGGGACAAACUCGCAAAGGAAGACAAGUUUACUUGGGAGGUUAUGACAAAGAAGAAAAGGCAGCUAGAGCCUACGAUUUGGCAGCACUAAAAUACUGGGGAACAACUACAACAACAAAUUUUCCGAUUAGCCACUAUGAGAAAGAAUUGGAAGAAAUGAAGCACAUGACCAGGCAAGAGUACGUUGCGUCAUUGAGAAGGAAGAGUAGUGGCUUUUCGCGCGGUGCAUCCAUUUAUCGAGGAGUUACGAGACACCAUCAACAUGGUAGAUGGCAAGCGAGGAUCGGAAGAGUUGCAGGCAACAAAGAUCUUUAUUUGGGAACUUUCAGCACCCAAGAAGAGGCAGCAGAAGCAUAUGAUGUAGCAGCCAUCAAAUUCCGAGGAUUGAGUGCUGUUACAAACUUUGACAUGAGCAGAUACGAUGUUAAGAGCAUACUUGAGAGCACCACAUUGCCAAUUGGUGGUGCUGCCAAGCGUUUGAAGGAUAUGGAGCAAGUUGAACUAAAUGUGGAUGGCCAUAGAACAGAUCAAGAAGAUCAUAUGAUCAUGAACUCGCACCUAACUGAGGGAAUCAACAACUUUGGAGGAGGAUCAACCCAUCAUAACUGGCAUAAUGCUCUUGCAUUCCACCAACAUCAACCUUGUACCACCAUACACUACCCUUAUGGACAAAGGCUUUGGUGCAAGCAAGAACAACAAGAUAAUUCUGAUUCCUCUCACACUUUGUCUUAUCCAGAUAUUCAUCAACUACAGUUAGGGAAUAAUGGCACACAUAAUUUCUUUAAUACAAAUUCUGGGUUGCACACUAUCAUGAACAUUGAUUCUUCUUCCAUGGACAAUAGCUCUGGAUCUAACUCGGUUGUUUAUGAUGGUUAUGGAGGUAGUGGGGGCUACGUGAUUCCUAUGGGAACUACUACUGUAGCUGCAAGUGAUGGUAACCAAAAUGAAAGAAGCAAUAAUGGUUUUGGUGAUAAUGAGAUAAAGGUGCUUGGUUAUGAAGGUGUUUAUGGCUCUACUGAUCCUUAUCAUGCACAUGCAAGGAACAUGUACUAUCUUUCUCAACACCAAUCAUCUUCUGUAGAUGCAGUUAAGACCAGUGCAUAUGAUCAAGGAUCCACAUGCAAUAGUACUUGGGUUCCAACAGCGAUUCCAACACUUGCACCAAGGUCUACCAAUAUGGCACUUUGUCACGGUGCUCCACCAUUCACGUUAUUGCAUGAAUAG